This is a messenger RNA of Hyaloscypha bicolor E, 891 nucleotides long. RefSeq lists its product as uncharacterized. The record is from RefSeq and is a predicted model, not a curated record. Lineage: Eukaryota; Fungi; Ascomycota; Leotiomycetes; Helotiales; Hyaloscyphaceae. Bases 170 to 844 code for a protein of 224 amino acids. The transcript is spliced from 2 exons.
UCAGAGAACAUGCGCGGCACGAACGAGGGUAGAUAGAUAAAUUCCUGGGAUCGCCCAACUGCAGACGGUCAAAAUUUUGACUUUGCAACUUGAUCGACUUGUUCAAUUAUCAAUUACAUCUCAACUUCAUUGCCACACUGGUACAUUUGAACCCUCCUGAACUUUCCUCAUGACCGAAACACCGCAAGGCAACAUGGGUCAUAUACCCAGCUACACCAUCAUACGGCGACAAGACCUAAGUUUCCAAUUCAAUCCGCCAAUUGGCUCUCUCGAACUCGCAAAUGCUCUAGCUUUGAAGUACCCUUUGGAACUUGGCCUGGAAAGUCAACUUCGCAGAGCCCUCCUGAACCACCUGGAAUCAGAACACAACAUUUCUCCAACAAUUGGACAACUUUCUGGCAUGUACUCGCCCCAGGCAUCCGCAGCCAACCACCGAAAAGCACCUACCGCCUGGAGAAUCACAACCGGAAACCCCGCCGAGUUCAAGAGGAAAAGGUCGACGUUUACUCACCUCAAGCGGAAGAAGGUAGCCGAAGUUCGAAAACGGGGUGCUUGUGAACAACACAGGAGGAAGAAAAUCGAGUGUAAUUGCACUCGUCCUGAGUCGACAAGCCAACAACCCCCAGAACAGGCUCUUGACAAGUCUCCCGCAACUCAACCUGGAGUCCCAGAAAGUCCAACAUUGCCAGAUACGGAAAACAGUUUCGAAGGUACUUAUGAUUUUCAUUCAUUUCUUCGAAAUUCGACAGCAGAUCCGAAUUGGAACGAUAUUUUUCAGCCAGCACCGGCAAGCUACGACCCAAUGAACGAGCCUUGGUGGCCCCCCGAAACCCCUCCAGCCUGAAGGACCAGUGCAGCCGUGUAAACCUCAUAUUGGUGCCCACGAAAUUC